GCCAUUCUUCGUUUCCUCCCCUAACAAUGCCAACACCCCUACAGAGCUGAUGGAUCCAUUCGUGGAAGUCAAGAUAGAAGUGGAGGAUCUGGAUCUGCUGCAGGGAAUCCGCCACCAUCGCGAGGGCUUUCCACGCCAACGCAGGAGAUUCGACCGCGAAGACGACGAGCGCCGAUUCCAGGACUUUGUGCGCAGCGAGUGCGACAGGAGGAGCGAGGAGCGAAAGGAAAUAGGGCGCAAAUGCGAUGAGCUGUACGAGCGCCUGUUUCAGAAGCUGAAGCGCGAGCGCGACGGGCUAUUCGAGCGCCAAUGCCAAAAGUUGGAUGCCGAAUAUGAAGAGCUGUUUGACAGCGAGUACCAGAAAAUCCAGCGCCAGAUCGAGCAACGGAAGCAGCAAGAGUCAUUUUCCGUAGACGAGCUCCCGCUGAAUCUAACCAGUUAUCUCACCGCAUGCCAUGGGCUGCAUCUUCAGUUUAAAAAGGGCGCCUGUCGGUCCCUGAUCACGCAGAAAGAAGCCCUCAGCUGGACUUUUCCUCGGCGAAUCAUUCCAUGGGAUCUCAGCUUCCAGUCGCUACAGCAAAGCGUGUGGCAUCGUCUCUUGCCAGAUUGCUACUUUACCAAACAGCGCAUGUUUUCAUCUCCCCAGCGGCUGGAGAACGUAAGACGUACCUUGUCUCCCGUAAACAGCGAGGCCUCGCUCCAGCACUUUGGGCGAUACACCAUUGAGAGCACGAUUAUGGAGAUGUUGGAUAGACUGAUGGAAGACGACGUGCUUUGGAACGGCCUUGGGCUUAGCGACGACGUGCGGGUGACCAUGGACGCUGAUAAAGACCUUGGCCAGGUGUAUGAGCCCAUGCUCCAAUCUUCAUGGCACAAGGACGCGGGCGAGCUCAAGCUAUCCAUGCGUAAUUCACAUCGCAGGGCCAAGAGACAAGGCAUCUGGGCCAAUCGGUCGUGCAUAUACCGACAGCUCGAUGGCGAAAGCACUCCAGUCUUUGCCAUCAUGCAUCAGUUGCCGCAUAGGCUUCAGCUGGAGGAAAUCGACUGCGGUUUAGCAUCCGAGAUUGAGGUACAGGACGUGAUUGAUAAAGAGGGUAGAGACUUUAAAUUUGCCUCAAAAACUCUCGUGGCCGCCACCAUCACUCAGUUGUAUUCUUACAUGGUCAGCAAGGAUAUUCGGUAUGGAUGCGUUUCCACAGGAGAAGCCUUCAUCUUUUGCUGCAUCUCAAGGAACGAUCCUUCGAAUAUAUACUGCACAGCAUGUGUGCCAGGGCGCGAUGUGCAACGGGAUGAUCCUCUACGGCUCCAUCGAACGGCUGCAGCGUCCGUCUUUGCCCUCGUGGUCCACGCCCUUCGCGAGAAGCCACUUCCCGGAUCGUGGUACGACUCGGUCAAGAAUUUGGAUGCCUGGACCAUGGGAUACGACGAUAUUUUGGACAAAGUACGCAAGAUGAAUGCCCCAAAGCCUCAAGUAUCUUCUGUCCAAGACCACCGCUGGCGGGGGUUUGACCGGUCCCCAUUGCUGGCAGAGCAUAUGCGUGGACGCAGUGACCGUAGGAGAGGCGAGGAGAUACGGCACUGGCUUGACAACGUAUCUGGUCAGGACGUAGCCGACGGAGAUUUCAACGAGAGCGCUACUAAGAAGCCCACUAUACAAGAUCAGCCGUUUUGUUCUCAGAAAUGCCUGUAUGGCUUGGUGCAUAGGGCGAAUAUGGACGAAAACUGUCCCAAUUACGAGCAUCAUGGCUUUGGACAUCCUGGUUUUGACGACUUUUUGGCCACUCUCAGUACGCAGCUUGCCAAGGAAGAAAAUAGCGAUGUCAACUUCAUACCGCUAGGGACCUCAAGCCCCCACAAGUCCCUCUUCAAGGUGCGGCAGGCAUCUUGGGGCUACACUUUUGUCGCCAAGGCCGGGAAAGGGCUUGCUCAUCUGUGGAGCGAGAAGCUUGUAUAUGACGAGAUGGAAAAGUAUCAAGGCCGGCAUGUGCCGAUAUGUCUUGGACUGUUGGAACUGGACAAGCCGCGGUUGGGAUACAGGCGGCAGUUCAAUGAGCUGCUGCUUCUGAGCUGGGCCGGGCGGCCGUUUCAAAACUGCCUGCGGCAAAUCAGCAGGGAUCAAGUUGCGAGCAAGGUAGAGGCCAUCUUGCGAGCACUGCACGACCAAGGAAUCCUCUACAACGGGUGUCUGGAGCCGAGUAACUUUCUGUACGACGCGUCGCGUGGCGAGAUGAUGAUUGUGAACUUUGGAGAGUCGUCGACGAGGUUCACUGAUCUUCCCAGCACGGGCAGAAGCUAUUCCAUGCCUAAGAAGAGAAAGCGAGGGCGGCCAGACUCUGCGAUGCUGAUCUUUGAGAAGGACAAGGUCGAUGCUGUUCAUACCAUUUUGCGUUCGGCGGCGCCGAGUCAUGAACGUCGAUUUUCUGAAUCAGAGUCGGAGGUUGGAGAUGACUCGAGUCUGGCUGGACGAGAAGAGGAGAGCGACACAUCGUACUGCCUGAGCGAUGGGAUAUCUCGAGGGUACCUGUUGAACGAGUUCAACGGCAUCUUCCAAAAGAGAAAGAAAGACGUGGAAUUGGAACUUAACAUGGGAAGCCAGCUCAAGAGGUUUUGUCUCGUCAUAGCCAUUGUAUAUGCAGAUUAG
Molecule: messenger RNA, 2641 nt
Organism: Trichoderma asperellum CBS 433.97
Lineage: Eukaryota; Fungi; Ascomycota; Sordariomycetes; Hypocreales; Hypocreaceae
Source: RefSeq, a predicted model, not a curated record